Molecule: messenger RNA, 1617 nt
Organism: Drepanopeziza brunnea f. sp. 'multigermtubi' MB_m1
Lineage: Eukaryota; Fungi; Ascomycota; Leotiomycetes; Helotiales; Drepanopezizaceae
Source: RefSeq, a predicted model, not a curated record
AUGGCGUCGCAUCAACUCGCCAUCGCGAAGGCUUCAUUCUCCGCUGGUCUUCUGCGACCAGACCCGACCUCCCUCGCGCGCGAAGACAUUGCCCUAUUCCACUCUCUGUUGAACACAGUCGUACUACAAUGCUCGCCAAUAAACGUCCAGAAAUGCAAGCAAUGGAUCUUGGACAACAUCGCUCAAUCUGCGGCAAGAUUCACGGCACUGGGAAAAUACCUGACAUCUCUAACCGCCUCAUAUACUGAGCCCGGGGCAUCCACGGAUGCGAAAAAGCGCGAACCUUCGGUCAAGAGGAGACGUCUUCAUGUGUUGUAUUUGGUCAACGAUAUCCUCUUCCAUUCCAAAUACCGUAUCAACGACGCAUCGAUUUGCGGCAAGAUGCAACCCAUCCUCGUGAGCUUAUUCGGAAGCACGGCGUCAUUCCAAGGAUGUCCAAAGCACCAGCGCAAGAUCGCAGAGCUACUCGAAAUAUGGGAGGAAAAGGGUUACUACUCCAAGGAAUACAUCGAGAAGCUUCGUGAAGCUGUCAAGAAUGCCGCUGAGGUUGGAGAACAUGCAGAAGGAAGCAAUGGUGACAAGGAGCAAGGUAUCACUACCAAAGGGUCGAAAUUUACACCAUAUGUCAUGCCAGCCAUGCAUGGCGAUGUGUCGACUCCAUGGUUCGACUUACCAGCUGGGAACCUACUUCCGCAUAUCGUACCUAACUCGACGCGCCCAAUGAACCCGGAUAUGAUCAAACCUCUGCAAUUUGUGGCAGGUCCGGCAGAGGAAGGUUUGACUUUGGCAGUGAAGGCGCUGCUGGAUGACGUGCAAGCUAUGUUUGGAGGGGAGACCGACCUGGAUGAAAUACCGACCUUAGACUUUGACGACCUGGGACAACCAAUCAUUGUCGACGAGAACACCGGGGAUGUUAUCCGGGGUGAAGGAUACUACGGGUGGUCUAGGACCUUCUGCGAGAAGAUGAGGAGGAGAAAGAUGGGACUAGAUGUGCCAAGCCGGGACGAGGGUCGAGAUGAACGAAGUCAGAGUCUGAGCUUAAGCCCGAAUAUACGGAAGAGGCGCUAUAAUCUACCCGACGAAGACGCUCAUACAGCUCUUCCAGCUCACGUACACCAGAUGGCAAGCGAAAUGCGACCCAUGCCGCCUAUGCCUCAACCGCCUUACCAGCAAGGCUUUAAUCCCAAUUUCCCUCCUCCGCCUCCCCCUAUCCACAAUAUGCCUUUCAACGGUCAACAACAGGUGGAUAUCAACAACAGCAACAACAGCAAUACCUGCCCUCUGGUCCGGGCAGCGGCUGGCAACAGGGCAGCGGCAGGGGCUAUAACAACAACAACAACAAUAAUAGAUGGAACCCCAACCCACGUGGAGGACGAGGAGGACGCGGGUGCUCCUACACCCUCACAACUUCAGAAUGCACUCGAGCGUGGGACUGGCAGGCCGAGCGGGUAUGGAUCUCUUCCAGAAGCGGAGAACCCUACAGUCAGUAAAUGGGGUGUAUCGAUCCAGGCAUUGGCCAAGGAGCCAGUUGUUCUUGUUGCUGCUGUCUAUGUUGUUUACCCGCACGAUGAGAUUGGAGAGGCGAGGGAUCCCGCCCUCUUGAAAGAUCGAUUGUAG